Messenger RNA from Perkinsus marinus ATCC 50983, 200 nucleotides. RefSeq lists its product as hypothetical. The annotation marks the transcript as partial. The record is from RefSeq and is a predicted model, not a curated record. Gene Ontology annotation, biological process: DNA integration. Lineage: Eukaryota; Perkinsozoa; Perkinsida; Perkinsidae. The transcript has a single exon. Gene Ontology annotation, molecular function: nucleic acid binding.
AUGUCUUUGUUGGUGGUCGACGCUUUAACUGGUUAUGUUACCUAUGCUAUUGUUCCCGACAACGCUUCUACCCAUUUAACCCUUAUUGCUUUAGAGGGUAUUUUCCUAGCUCGUGGUUACCCUCUGGGUUUGCUCUCCGAUUCAGACGCUCGCUUUACAAGUACUGCUGCAGUGGCAUGGAGCAAGGCCCUUGGCAUUAG